Messenger RNA from Canis lupus familiaris (dog), 3979 nucleotides. It is a transcript of the gene SLC31A1, whose product is annotated as solute carrier family 31 member 1. Gene Ontology annotation, molecular function: copper ion transmembrane transporter activity. The transcript is spliced from 7 exons. Lineage: Eukaryota; Metazoa; Chordata; Mammalia; Carnivora; Canidae. Gene Ontology annotation, cellular component: membrane. Gene Ontology annotation, biological process: copper ion transmembrane transport. The coding region runs from base 1 to 828 and encodes 275 amino acids. The record is from RefSeq and is a predicted model, not a curated record.
AUGCCGCGGCGGCGUGCUGCUUUCCGGCAGGACGAACUCUCGCACGGUUGUUCCGCGGGGAGGGGUCUAGGCGCGGGAGAAGGACGGGUUGAGGUUCUAAGAGGGCGGCGCCGGCGGCGGGAGUCGAUCUGGAAGUUCCCAUUUUUAUUCUGGAAGAGGCUGAGCUUGGAUCUUCUUAGAUUGAAGCUAUCAAAGGAAGCUUUAACCAACCACCAGGUUACCUCCUAUUCUUCUGCUGACUCAACUUUUCCUGCCAAAGUGGAUCAUUCCCACCAUAAAGGGACAAGCCAUAUGGCUUACAACAGUACAACAGUACCUUCUCACCAUCACCCAACCACUUCAGCCUCCCACUCCCAUGGCGAGGGAAUGCACAACAUGAUGAUGCAUAUGACCUUCUACUUCGGCUUCAAGAAUGUGGAGCUAUUGUUUUCUGGUUUGGUCAUCAAUACAGCUGGAGAAAUGGCUGGAGCUUUCGUGGCAGUGUUUUUACUAGCAAUGUUCUAUGAAGGACUCAAGAUAGCCCGAGAGAGCCUGCUGCGCAAGUCACAAGUCAGCAUCCGCUACAAUUCCAUGCCCGUCCCAGGACCAAAUGGAACCAUCCUUAUGGAGACACACAAAACUGUUGGGCAACAGAUGCUGAGCUUUCCUCACCUCCUGCAGACAGUGCUGCAUAUCAUCCAGGUGGUCAUCAGCUACUUCCUCAUGCUCAUCUUCAUGACCUACAACGGGUACCUCUGCAUUGCCGUAGCAGCCGGGGCUGGCACAGGAUACUUCCUGUUCAGCUGGAAGAAAGCAGUGGUGGUGGACAUCACAGAGCACUGCCAUUAACGUUCAACUCCAUGGUGUGGCCUUGUCGAUUGCAGUGGGAAGCAGGAAGCAGUUCAAGACUGAAAGACAGGAUUCCUACUCCAAUCUUCCCUUCUUGCUCUGUAGCUCCCUACACACACACACACACACACACACACACACACACACACCCCUCCUCCUGCUCAGCAGAGGUUUAGCCUACAGUCUGUGAUCUAAAGUGAUAACCUCCCUUUUUUUUUCUAAAGAGAUGAGAGUCCCUCAGAAGAUGUCCUCUCCCCCCUGCUCAUCCUAGAUCCAAAUUCUAUGUUCUUGUCCAAGCCAGAUAGCUUUUUGUUCAAUGACUUGAUCACCUGCUUCCUUUAUUAGUCUUCUGUUUUUACUUGGUUAACAGACAGUAUGUGAAUUUGGUGGGUUUUUCUUGGGUUGGUGAUGGAAAGAGAGUCACUUUAGCUAGGAUAAUGGCAGCUGAAGGAAGUUCUUGCCCACCUAAACCCAGAACCCAAACUUGACAUUAAAGAGUGAGUUCCAGUCUUUGGAUUCAAGGAGUGUGAAAUACGUGGUGCCUUUCGGUGUGAUGUAUGACACUGAAAUCUUCAUGGUUUUUAGAAGGGUGGUUUGAGACUAACUAUGGGCCUGGAGCUUGGGGAGGUGUGCAUUCUUGGGUGGCUGACUCAUCAAUUUGUGUUCCUACUUAACAUUCUGAUCAGAAUGAACUUGUCAAUCAAAGAAAAAAAAGAUGACAAUCAAUUUAAGAAAAUAGAAAUAGAUAUUUUCAAAUAAAACCAUUGAUAUUUUACUUUUGGUACCUUGCAUUGUCACAGGUGAAUGAAGCAAAAGAGUGUGAAUCGUUUUUGUUGUUGUUUUCAUGUGGCCUCUAAACCAGUGGUUUUCAAACUUUAGCCUGCAUCAGAAUCACCUGGAGAGGGCUUGUUAAAACUAGUGUUAGAACACUAGUUUCUGAACCUCAACCCAGACCCCCCAAAUUGACAUUUCUAACAAGUUCCCAGGUGAUGUUCCUGCUGAUGGUCAGGGGACCACACUUUGAGAAUCUCUCCUUUAAACUAAGGAAGUAUCACCUGGUGGGGUGAGCUACCUGAUAUUGGGCACAGGAAUUUGAAUUGACGAUUGGUAGGUGGUAUGUCUAAGCUUAACUCGUGUACUAAAUGCUGCUGGUCAAUACUUAAUCAUUCCACAGUGUAUUCAGCUCUAGCUGUGUGUAUGCGUGCCCAGGGGCUGUAGCCAAAGUAACUUUUAUCAGUAUGUAUAAAAUCACUAGUCUUUAUUUUUAAAGACCUGUAGUUUCUUAGAAGUACCUUGAAGAUUGAGAAGGACCUUUGAUCUGCAGUGUAAGAUCAGCCAGUCAUGGGUCAGAAGGGCAAAAGCCCAACCCUCUCUUUGGAGAGGUUUAGGGUAUGGUUUGCUGCUGAUAACCAGAUUUUCCACCACCCUCAACAUCCAUGUCCACACCAAGCAGAUCCUCAUCCUCUACAUGACUGUCUUUGUUUUCUUGGGGGUUUCGAGGGAUCACAUGUGGCCAAAACCUCUUUUCUCCGUGAAGAAUCACAUUGAAUUUUUAAUGCUUGUUCGGUUCUUAGUUUACAGUACAAUCUUGCCCCAAGUCCAGACUACCUGUGUGAAGUGUCUCUUCCUGUGCUAGUCUGUUAAAUCCUGCCCUCCUCGGUGCUAGACUCCAAUCAUGCCUCAGGGCAGAGGAGACAAAACACUGUUCUAUUCUGUUGGCCUCUGUUGUGGUUUUGAAGUUUGUACUUUCUCUGUGGAUGCCAGUUAAAUAUUGGAGAGCAAGGAAUGUGUACUUCUGUGGCUUUAAACCAAGAGAAGGUUACGAGCUUACUGGAUCGAGGGUUAAAUCUAAGAACCGACGUGUAGAGUUUUGUGCUUUUCUCUCAUUCCAACCCCUUGGAGUACUGAUACUUAUCAUGAUUGGAGUGAAUGACAGUUAGUGACAGAGUCCAAUAUGAAGGUGUAAAUAGCCUAUUAUUAUCUCAGAAGCCAAGGAAUAAUAAAACCAUGAGAAAUAAGACUCAAUGUUUAAUAGUGACCCUGGUGCUCUCUAGAAAUCUUGGCAUGAGCUGCUAUAAAAUACCCUUUCAGAAAUAGGACCUUAUCAGUAAGGUAAGAAUAAUCAAGGCCAGUUAAGACAAAGUGCUGUGAAUUUGAAACUCUACAGAGAAACAUCAGUUUGGGAUAGGUGUCUAGGUAUUCAAGGUAGAGUGUCAUGAAAAACCUGAAUUCCAGCAGUUCUUAGAUUAGGUUGCCAAAGGAAGAAGCUAGUGAAGGAGAAAAAUUUUAAAGCUUAAAUUCCAUCUUUCUUGAGCUCUUGGAUUGUGAUAAUAUAAUGAUCUCAUUGACUUUCAUUUCUGUAUCCCUACUGAUUUGGGAUUUAGUGUCUGACUUCUUUGUUCUUUUGAAUCCAAAUUUCUCUUGUCCUCCUUCCUUGUUCACACCUCUUAGAAGUCUGUAUCCUCGUUUCUUUGGCCCCUUAUCCACUUUCCUUUCCCUUUCAGUCUUUAAUCCCAUGUAUGUACUUUAUGAAAUCCCCCUAACCCUCCUGAUGCAGUGGACAUUGCAGUGGAUAUAGAUACCAGCCAGAAGUUGUAAAACUUGGUAGAGACCUGAUGCAUGCUUUGAGGAGAAACUGUCUUGCUGCAAUUAUUAUAAGGCUGAGUAAAGGGCUACCUACUAUUACCAUCCACAGAGUUACAGAAUCUUAGGUGCUGUCUCUGUUGGAGGAACACUCAGCCCCUUGUUGCCCACAAACAGGGAACCCUCUGUGUCUACCAGGGAAUUAGAAAUUAAGGUUUCUUCACUACUUCUAUGGUAGAGCUGUCUGGAACUCUGUUUCAGACUGUGAGGCUCUGGGCUUGGGCUCUAGCCACAAAGGGUUUCUUUUAAGGAGCUGGAAGGGAAGGAGGCAGGGGUUACAUGUUCAUGUCAUUUAAUUUUGAUCCUGCUCUCUCCAGCUGCUUCUUUCCGAAGAUAAAUCUAAAGAUACAAAGUCUGCAUUUGAUAUAAUGCCUUAAUCACUGAGUCUACAAUUAAUGUUGACCGUUUUAGAUUGUAAGCUCCUGGAGAGCAGUAUUGCUGUAGUAGGAAUGUUUUAACAGUGUCAUAUGUAAAGGAACAAAAUAAAUAUUUUGAUUUUGUGAUUCUA